This is a messenger RNA of Pantherophis guttatus, 4914 nucleotides long. It is a transcript of the gene FAM78B, whose product is annotated as family with sequence similarity 78 member B. The record is from RefSeq and is a predicted model, not a curated record. NCBI's taxonomy places the organism in Eukaryota, Metazoa, Chordata, Lepidosauria, Squamata, Colubridae.
AGACACGCGCGCGGGCCCGCAAUUCCCCCGGCGCUGCUCAUACAGGAGCUUCGAGGAAGGUGGGAGAGUGCAACUCGGGGGAGCUGCGCGAUCCCGGCCUAGGAACAGGUAGAGUCCUCCGACAGCCAGGCGCGCUUUGCAUUGGAGCUUCGCCUCUGGGACUUGAUGUGUGCUAGCCUCCGGAUAUUGAAAUGAUCCCGAGCCGGAGGGGUGCUCGGGCGCUGGCUGAUCCUGAGGCCGGCCGGAUGCGGGGCCCCGGCUGGGGAGGCUAGGGGGCAGGCCUCGCCUGGCUAUGGGCUGCUUGCAGAGUGUGGCGUGCAAGGCGCGAGUGCGCAGGGAGAACAUCGUGGUAUACGACGUGUCGGCCUCCAUCGAGCCGGGAGCCACCGCCAUCGAGGAGACAUCGCCCAUCGUGCUGCGCUACCGAACGCCCUAUUUCCGCGCCGCCGCUCGCGUCCUUAUGCCGCCUAUCCCGCGCCGUCACACCUGGGUGGUGGGUUGGAUCCAGGCCUGCAACCACAUGGAGUUCUACAACACCUACAGCAACCUGGGCAUGUCAAGCUGGGAACUUCCAGACUUGAGAGAAGGACGUGUAAAAGCCAUCAGUGACUCUGAUGGAGUGAGCUAUCCCUGGUAUGGGAACACCACAGAAACAGUUACCUUGAUUGGUCCUACCAAUAAGGUUUCCAGGUUUUCAGUCAGUAUGAAUGACAAUUUUUAUCCUAGUGUGACAUGGGCUGUCCCUGUGAGCGAUAGCAAUGUGCCACUAUUGACUAGGAUCAAACGGGACCAAAGUUUUACUACAUGGUUAGUGGCCAUGAAUAUGACUACUAAGGAAAAAAUAAUUUUGCAGACUAUAAAAUGGAGGAUGAGAGUAGACAUUGAAGUUGAUCCCAUGCAGCUCUUGGGCAAGCGAGCCCGCCUGGUGGGGAAAACUCAACAGGAGCAGCCUAAGAUUUUGAGCAGAAUGGAACCCAUCCCACCAAAUGCACUAGUGAAACCCAAUGCCAAUGAUGCCCAGGUCCUCAUGUGGAGGCCUAAGAGAGGUCUGCCUUUGGUAGUGAUACCACCAAAAUAAAAUAAAAAAGCAUUUAAAUGAGGACUUUUGCCACUCUAGAAUGGAUAUCUGAGCCAAAGAAGACCUUUCAGGUUCAUCUGCCUUUUGUUACUGCAAGUGUGAAGAGGGCUUCUUCAAUAUAGUGUUAGAUGGCAAUGGCCAAUUAUGUGCCACUGCAGAACAGUUGAAUUUCUGGACUUUGGAAGAAGAAAUGUUAUUCUAUGCUUUCAGGGGCAUUCUCAUGAAGAAGAAAGUUUCUAUUCUUAAUCUUGAAAUAUAAUGAAUAUGAAUAUAAUUUUCAGUGCCUGUGGCUAAUGCUGCUUCCCAACCAAUUAAAUGUGAUUAUAAAGACUGUUCUUAUGAGAUAUUUAUGGAGUCCUGUUAUGUUGCUUGAUUUCUGCUGGUUUAGGACAGGAAGGGAUGACAUAUUACCACAUUAUAGCUAUGCAUUAUAAUUGAUAAUCAGAAUGAUCUGUCUGCUCAUUGGAAUGAAGAGAAUGUUUACAAAAAGAAAAUACUGUCAGUUUAAUCUCAUCAGUAUAAAAAGAGCAGUUCUAUCCACAAGGAACUAUCCAUAGUGCUGAAUUUUGAAAAUCAGGACCUUCAUCUAAUCAACUUCUUUCUGGGGCUAAUUAUUUGGAUUAAUGAAAUUAAGACUUUUUGCAUGUUUUUCAAUGUGUUCAAGUAAUUGUAACUCUAGGAACUUUGCCAUAGAGUUUUACCAAGGUAUAGGUGAAAUCCAAGGUUGAACAACUUGUGGAAGAGGACAGAGACAAAAUAGGAACAAGUAGUUGUCAGGCACAAGAAUUUAGGAAGCAAGUCAGUUCAAAUGAUUAGAGGUUUAUUACAUGCUAACACUCUACAAAUUCUGCAUUCUCUAGAGGCUCACAGAAGCAAAAAGGGUUAUGUAGGACAUUAGAUCCAACUCCCUGAUCAGUGUAAAUUAAAUAAUCCUCGGGUGGUGGCAGUCCAGCCUCUGUUGAACACAUCAGGUUUAUCAGUAAAUCGUAAAUGCACAAAGUGCUGGGUAACAUUCUGUCAGAGUUGCAAAAAUCAAAUCCAGAAAGCACACACAGGCAGACUGAUGCAGCAGGAUUCAUUAACUUCUUUAUAUACAUAAUAAAACAUGAAGAUAAAUGUACAAUACCAAUAUAGAUUCUUCUUCAACGUAGUAGCAGUUACAAGCAAAACACAAGCAGCAGUACAGCAGAAAUGUAAGUCCAGACUGGUUUCAGUUUCGUUUCUCAGCACAGCCCACAGCUGAGCCACGCCCAGCCUCCAAACUUUCAGCUCCCAUUGGCUGACUUAGUUGCUAUGCCUAUUUAUUGACUGAUCUUCAUGACUGGAAGAGACAUAAAUCCAAUUUACUUAAUAUUCUUCCCAUGACCUGUAUUUGAAAACCCACAUUGACAGUUCCCUUCAAAUACCUGAGAGCCCUUUUACAUCCUUUGCAAUGAAACAAAGAUCAUCCACAAAUGCUAAUAGUUGACAAUCCUCUCCUUGUAACUUUCCAGUGUAUAUACAACCAUCAGCCUUGCAACUCUUGAACCCAAGACCCUUCAAUGCAGUAUCUAGACAUAUAUUACAAUUCCUGGCUGACUGCUUCAGCCCAUAAAUACCCUUGUUCAAUUUAUACACCAUGUUAGGCUUUUUACUUUCAUACCCUGGUGCUUGAACCAUGUAAAUUUCUUCCUCUAAUUCUGCAUUGAGGAAUGCUUUGUGUCAACUUGCAAAGCUUUCAAGUUGCCAUGAGCAAGAGGGAGGGAGAACUGAUAGAGCUGAUUGAUUUCCCUAACUGAAGUGCAUUCCAUACAUUCUUCCUGACCGCAAUCAGAAGGAGGGUGUUGGAUUUCACAGCCAGCCAAAGUGGUUAAUUGGAGAAUGUGAUUUAUGACAUGGCCAGAGAGGAGGGGAGAGACAGAGUCAUAGGGGAACGUAAAUCUACGUGGGAUUAGUUCUAACUGCAUCCGAACAUUGCCGAAAUGGUGCUCCUAAUAAAUGACUGUAUUUCUUUUGAAGUUCGGCUCAUGGCUCAUGAAUUAAUUUGGGCAUCUUUCGGAAACUUCACAGACAGUUAGAACUAUUUUUAAAAUCUAUCAAGAUUACCAGGUUUCCUGAAUCCUGGACUCUCCAACCGCUCCCCGAUGUCUGGGGUGCUGGGAGGGAAAAUCAGGCAACCAUGGCCGAAGACGGGCUAUCUGAAGAGAACCUAAUUGCAGCCAGAGUGCAGCCUCCCUUAGACAUCAAAGCUGAGAUGCCGGCUCCAGCGGCGGAAGCAAGAAAAGAUAAGUAUUGGUGGGAGUUAAUCCCUAAGACAGCUGAGGUCGAGUUCCCCCACCCCAAUGCCUGGGAAAAGGGGAAGCCCCUGAGCGAGCUGGGAAGAGUGGAAUGGAGGUUGGAUUGGAAACAAGCCAGGCUCCCAAAGCCCCUGGGGAGUUCCAGAGAGCAGCCGAGGGAGGAAUUUGACCAAGCCACCCUUCCUGAUGAGGGGCUGUCAUGCAGGCCAAAGGGGAGGGGAGGAGCAGUGGAUUCCUUUGAAGUGAGGAGAAGCAGACAGGAGCACAUCCCCCCUUCUCCACCCAUAAGAAGGAGGCCGCAACCAGUGUCUUUCCCACGCAGCAGGCAGGCUGCCCAGGGCAGACAAACCCCUCUCUCCCUCCAAACUAGAGCUGAGGAAGAGGGCCUUAGCUCAGCCUUUCAUCCGAGCACCAACGGGGGUGGGGGGGGGCAGAAAGACUGAAUGCCAUGGUAGAGCAGUACCUGAACUAUCAGCAGUCCAAUUGGGCGGACGUCCUGUCUUUUGCUGAGGUCGCGUAUAAUAAUGCUGUUCACAGUAGCUCGGGGCUAACCCCGUUUAAGGUAGUGAGCGGCAUGGACUUUGUCCCAAUGCCUGAGUACCCAAGGGAGCCUCCCUCCUCAGUCAGCUUGACCGAUUGGAUGGCGACAUUGAAAGCAACCUGGGAGAAUGUCAAGAAAGCGCUAGCUAAAGCAGCACAAACCUAUAAGAAACAGGCAGACAAACACCGAGCUCCCCAAAGGCCAUUUCAAUUGGGGGAGAAAGUUUACCUCUCCCCAAAAUAUUUGAGGUUAAAACUUCCUAGCAAGAAAUUGGGACCAAAGUUUAUGGGACCAUUCCCCAUAGUAAAGAUAAUCAACCCAGUCACAGUGCAAUUGAAGUUGCCCUGACUGCUAGGGAAGAUACACCCGGUAUUCCAUAGUAGCCUCUUAAAACCCGUGGUCGGAUCGACCCUGAGGCCACUACCCUGUGAGUCCCCAAACCCCAUGGUCAUAGGGGGCCAGACCCAUUAUGAGGUGCAGCAAAUCCUCAAUUCAAGGUGGCACAGGAGACAACUCCAAUAUUUAAUCAAGUGGAAGGGUUACCCCUUAUCAGAGGCAUCUUGGGUAAAGAGUCAAAACAUCCAGGCUGAUCGCCUUAUAGCCAAAUUUCAUGCAGAAAAUCCAAACAAGCCAGGUGGGGGGUCAUGUCCCUAAACUCUGCAUCUGUAUUCAAAUUGUUUUGCUUUGCGCAGGUCGCCCUCGGGAAGUGAGGGGAGCCGAAUGUCAACUUGCAAAGCUUUCAAGUUGCCAUGAGCAGGAGGGAGGGAGAACUGAUAGAGCUGAUUGAUUUCCCUAACUGAAGUGCAUUCCAUACAUUCUUCCUGACCGCAAUCAGAAGGAGGGUGUUGGAUUUCACAGCCAGCCAAAGUGGUUAAUUGGAGAAUGUGAUUUAUGACAUGGCCAGAGAGGAGGGGAGAGACAGGGUCAUAGGGGAAUGUAAAUCUACGUGGGAUUAGUUCUAACUGCAUCCGAAUAUUGCCGAAAUGGUGCUCCUAAUAAAUGACUGUAUUUCUUUUGAA